AUGGCCGCCGGAGUUUUUGGCACCGACGGAGACGGCGACGAAGAGGCUGAAAAAGUGCUCCAGGGAUUCUGCCAAGGUGAAGGAGGAGCACGUGGGAGUAGAGAGGCCGAACCAGAAAGUGAUCCGGGAAACAUGGAGCUUCAGCUUGUAGCGGGAAUCCAGGUGACUAGGCUGCUGCAUGCUUCUGUUGUCAGCUGCUUGAAGUCUGAAUGCAGCAGCAAAAUUAGACCAAAACGAACCCAACUGUCUAACAAAGUUAGUGUUGGAAAAGACACCAGAGGUGGAAAGGCAAGGUCUUCAAAGAAUUUGGGAAGUGAUCAGGUAGUAAAAGCACAUGCAUUCAGUAAUGCCCCGGCAAAGGAAACCAACAUCUAUGGUUUUGUUGAAAUUGAAGUUGAGACAACAUCUAAAGCGGCAAAGGGUUCUAGAGCUAUCUCCAAUUCUGUUGAAAACAUUGGAAAUGCCAACUCAGAAACUACCUUGGUGGAUAUUUUGUCAGCACAUGAAGAUAGGAAACAAGGGUGUGCCUCUAAGAACUCUCAGAUGCAAGAGGAACAGCCUCUUGUCAGAGAAGCUCAGAUAAAGGGUGGGAGUGCCAAUGAGAAACGUCAUAAGAUAGUGGCAACUUCAUGUGCAAAUUGCACCAGUCGUGAUGGCCUUUCAGGUUACCAAAUGGCAUCAGAAAAUGCAUUAUUAGCAAGUAAAGUCGCACCUCCAUGUGAAAAUGAAUUCAAUGGAAGAGAAGAUAGUCUUAUCUCUUGUAAGAAAAAGGGGAAAGAAGAUAUUCACGAAUUGAAUGGAGCUUCUAGUGACAUCUCAUCAAUGAGUACGCUGUCCUUGGUUCUUGGUGAUGAAACAAGGAUUGAAUGGGACCCCCAAACUCAGCAAAGAGCAGAAAGUCUGGAGUCACUACUAGAGAUCUGUUCAGAUUUACUAAAACAGGAAAGACUUGAGGAACUUGCAGGGGUGUUAAGACCUUUUGGUGAAGAAGCUGUUUCAUCAAGAGAAACAGCAAUUUGGCUGACACAGAGCCUAAUGAAUACUCGCAAAACUGGCAGUGUAGCCUAG
This is a messenger RNA of Alnus glutinosa, 1068 nucleotides long. RefSeq lists its product as uncharacterized. The transcript is spliced from 4 exons. The record is from RefSeq and is a predicted model, not a curated record. NCBI's taxonomy places the organism in Eukaryota, Viridiplantae, Streptophyta, Magnoliopsida, Fagales, Betulaceae. The coding region runs from base 1 to 1068 and encodes 355 amino acids.